Thecamonas trahens ATCC 50062 is the source of this 2682-nucleotide messenger RNA. Its product is annotated as cysteine-rich repeat protein. Bases 1 to 2682 code for a protein of 893 amino acids. NCBI's taxonomy places the organism in Eukaryota, Apusomonadida, Apusomonadidae. The record is from RefSeq and is a predicted model, not a curated record. The transcript has 4 exons.
AUGGAAAUGCAGAUCCUACUGAUGACUGCGUCGCCUGUCGCAAUGCCUACUGUGGCGAUGUGCGACGAUGGCAACGCCGACUCGAGCGAUGCUUGUGUUGCCUGCGUUCACGCUGUCUGCGGCGACGGCCACGUUCAACUUGGGGUCGAAGCCUGCGACGACGGCAAUACCAACACCGACGAUGCCUGCAUCGGCUGCUUGCCGGCCUUUUGCGGCGACGGCCACGUCUACGCAGGCGUCGAAGAGUGCGACGAUAGCAACGUCGACUCGUCCGACGCCUGCGCCUCGUGCUCUCACGCUGUCUGCGGCGACGGCCAUGUCUGGGCCGGCGUCGAGGAAUGCGAUGAUGCCAACGCCGUUUCCACCGAUGCUUGCAUUGGCUGCAAGUCUGCCGUCUGCGGCGACGGCCACGUCCACGCCGGCGUCGAAGCCUGCGACGACGGCAAUGCACACAACACCGACGGCUGCGUUGACUGCAAGCUGGCGGUCUGCGGCGACAGCCAUGUCCAUGCCGGCGUCGAAGAGUGUGACGAUGGCAACGCUGACAACACCGACGCCUGCGCUGCCUGCACCGCUGCCGUCUGUGGCGACGGCCAUGUUUGGGCCGGCAUCGAGGCCUGCGAUGAUGCCAACUCGGAUCCAACCGACGCCUGCAUUGACUGCACCGCUGCCGUUUGCGGCGACGGCCACGUCUGGGCCGGCGUCGAAGAGUGCGACGACGCCAACACGGACCCGACUGAUGUCUGCGUUGGCUGCAAGCACGCCGUCUGUGGUGACGGCUUUGUCCACGCCGGCGUCGAAGAGUGCGACGAUGGCAAUGCUGUCGCCACCGACGCCUGCGUCAGCUGCAAGUCGGCUGUCUGCGGCGACGGCCACGUUCGGGUCGGCGUCGAAGAGUGUGACGACGGCAAUACCGACUCGACUGAUGCCUGCAUCUCGUGCUCGCUCGCAUCUUGCGGCGAUGGCCUUGUUUGGGCUGGCGUUGAAGAGUGCGACGACGGCAACACAGUCAACACCGAUGCCUGCGUCGGGUGCAAGCCCGCAGUCUGUGGCGAUGGCUUUGUCCACGCUGGCGUCGAAGAGUGCGACGACGGCAACGCCGACGAUACCGACGGCUGUGUUGGCUGCAAGUUCGCCGUAUGCGGCGACGGCCACGUCCAUGCAGGCGUCGAGGCCUGCGACGACGGCAACGCCAUCGAUACCGACGCGUGCGUCAGCUGCGCCAAUGCCGUCUGCGGGGAUGGCCAUGUCCACCUCGGCGUCGAGGCAUGCGACGACGGCAACGCCGACAACACCGACAACUGCGUCGACUGCACCAUUGCCAGCUGUGGCGAUGGCGUCGUCCUCGACGGCGACGAAGAGUGCGACGACGGCAACAGCAUCUCCACCGAUGCCUGUGUCUCGUGCAACCGCGCCGUGUGCGGUGACGGGCACGUGUGGACCGGCGUCGAAGAGUGCGAUGACGGCAACACUAUUUCCACCGACUCUUGCGUCGGCUGUAGAACGGCGGUCUGCGGCGACGGACACGUUCAUGCCGGCGUCGAAGAGUGCGACGAUGGCAAUGCCGACAACACUGACGCCUGCGUUGGCUGCAAGUUCGCGGUCUGUGGCGAUGGCCACGUCCACGCCGGCGUCGAGGCUUGCGACGACGGCAACGCCAUCGACACCGAUGCCUGCGUCAGCUGUGCCAACUCGGUCUGCGGCGACGGCCACGUCUGGGCAGGCGUCGAGAGCUGCGACACAUCUAAUCCGUCGUCGUGCUGCUCGCAUGUCAAUUGCAUCGCGCCCGGCAGCUCGGCAGCAUGCUCAACCUGUCUCAACGCCUCGAUGGUCCUGCAGUCGGUCUGUGUUGACGGCGCCGACGCCUGCAAGCUCGACGGCUCCGAGUCGGCCGUCUCGUGCUUCCCUUACGCCUGCAUCGACGUGCCGACCCAUGCCCAUGCUGCCUGGGUCGAGCCGGUGUAUCGACUCAUCCGCGCCAGCACCAUCGCCGCCGCCGCCACCCUCGCCGCCGCCACCCUCGCCGCCUCUCCUACCGCCGCCCUCGCCACUCCCACCGCCACCGCCGCCGCCGCCGCUUCAGCCGCCACCGCCUCGCUCGGCGUCGUGCUUGUGCUCGGCGUGGCCUCGGGCUGCCUACUCUGCUCGCUCUGCCUCCGGCUGGCGCUCAAGGCCUACCUCUACCAGCCUGUGGUCCGUGGGCGCAAGUACCGCGGGCAGACAAGCGCCAGCCACGGCGAGCCUGUUGUUCUGUGGGCCGGGUGCGUGAUGACCAAGGUCUCGUCGGCGUCGACAGGCCUGAUUGACUUUGACGCCCACGCCACGGUAGCGGUCCGCAAGGCUCGUGAAGAGUACGAGUACGACCACGACUACGACUUUGCCUACUUUACCGGCGGCCUCGGCGGCCUCGGCUCGUCGAGCUCGUCGGCGUUUGACAAGCACCGGUCGACGUCGCGAUUUCUGUUUGAGGAAGAAGACGUCGACUUUGGCGCAAACUCGACAGUCUCGGACUUUGAUGACGAUGACGACGGCGACGAGACGUCAGCGCUCAACUCUUCGUCGCGGCGAGUGCGGUUCUCACUCGGUGCCACCUCGUCGGCCCCGGCGUCGUCGGUCUCUGCUGGUGACAUCAAGAUUGACAUGAGCAGUUCAUCAACGUCGUCGCUGAUGUCAUCAUCGUGA